Molecule: messenger RNA, 876 nt
Organism: Oreochromis niloticus (Nile tilapia)
Lineage: Eukaryota; Metazoa; Chordata; Actinopteri; Cichliformes; Cichlidae
Product: zinc finger protein 239-like
Exons: 3
Biological process (GO): regulation of transcription by RNA polymerase II
Molecular function (GO): DNA-binding transcription factor activity, RNA polymerase II-specific; RNA polymerase II cis-regulatory region sequence-specific DNA binding
Source: RefSeq, a predicted model, not a curated record
GGUACAUUAUAACAUUGUGUUUAUUUUUAAAUUCACAUCUGAAUCCUUUGGAACUGGACUCUUGUUUGGUUACCAUGGAAACCACCCGUCCCAUUUUUCCAGAGCAUUUUUCCUGUGAACUUUCUGAAGACAACCAGGAGACAACCCACUUCAUUUACGUACAAACGAGCAGUUUCAAUGAUGGAGGAUUUUGUGGUAGAGCAGCUGAGUAACGCCACCAGCAAAGAGCUGACACUGGCAGAGGUUCACCAGCAUACCCACACCGGCGAAAGACCAUACCUCUGUGACCAGUGUGGCAAAAAGUUUAGCUCUGCAUCAAAUUUGAAGGUCCACAAGCGGAUCCACAACGGAGAAAGACCAUACCUCUGUGACCAGUGUGGCAAAAGGUUUAGAUAUUCAUCAAAUUUGAAGGUCCACAAGCGGAUCCACAACGGAGAAAGAUCAUACCUCUGUGACCAGUGUGGCAAAAGGUUUAGCUCUUCAUCAAAUUUGAAGGUCCACAAGCGGAUCCACAACGGAGAAAGAUCAUACCUCUGUGACCAGUGUGGCAAAAGGUUUAGCUCUUCAUCAAAUUUGAAGGUCCACAAGCGGAUCCACAACGGAGAAAGACCAUACCUCUGUGACCAGUGUGGCAAAAGGUUUAGAUAGUCAUCAAAUUUGAAGGUCCACAAGCGGAUCCACAACGGAGAAAGAUCAUACCUCUGUGACCAGUGUGGGAAGUCCUUUAGACAGUCAGCGCAUUUAAAGAGGCAUAACCGUACCCACACACCAGAGAAUCCUGUCAACGCUGACCAUGAAGCUGUACCGGCAUUUCCACAAUGACCACACUGAAAAUGUUAAAAGCCUAUUUGUAAAGCAUAAAAUAUUAAAAAGACA